GCUGCCUGCCGUUAUCCCGGUUAAACUCUUCCUGACAUUUUUAAUCCGUUAUAAAUUUCUCCGCCGUCAUGGUAGCCAAAGCCUCGGAUAUCUGGGUCUUACAAGACCCACCCAUCGAAUUCGCCGAUUUAUCCUCCGCCGCCGGCACGGAAAUCGCCGACACGGGCGGCCACCGGUCACCCUCCCCGCUGCAACACGGUCAUCCGCUAUCUCCCAACAAUUUACACGAUCCCCAUCAUCCGUUAAUUAACCACACCGCCCGUCACAGCACCACUUACAUCACGAUGCCCAUCUCCGAACUGUUUUCCCCAUUUUUCAUGGUACUACGCUGGGGUGGACUGUACUUCCGCUGCAACGUCCCGGCCAACAAAUCCACCGACCAUCUGUCGUUUAAGAGCAGCCAACGGGGCCGGUAUUUUUUAGGCAAACUCCUGGCGCACUGCGAUGCCCGGACAUACGAAGCGUUCUUCAUCUUCCUCAGCUUUCUCAGCGUCAUCAUCAGCUUAAUCGACGAAAGCCGGCUAAUCUACGUCUUCCAUUCACAGCUGACGAGCGGAACGGAGGUGCCGCGGCUAGCCGUGAUUGUCGACAAUCUGGAGACGAUUAAAUGGGCGUUCCAGUGCAUUAUCGUCCACAUUAUCCUCAUGGUCAUGUGCGGGCAGGGCCGGUUCCGUAUCUUAUUCGACGCGUGGGAGAACGUCCGUGUCCACUAUCCCGAUUCGCUGUCCACGGAGAAAGCGUACGAUUUCAGUCGGCGCUUCCGGCGGAAACAGCGCAUCUUAAUCUCCAGUGGAAUGGCGAUUUUAGCGCUGAACUGCUAUUGUCUGUUCGGACCGCUCUUUGUGCCGCUGAAAGUCUACGACCCUUUCAAAACCUACAUAAUGGAACCCUUUCAUCCGGACAAUGCGCUGAUCAAGACGCUGAUUGUCGUGGCGAUGAUACUGCGUUCGUUUGAUUAUGUGUUUAGUGGAACGCUUUUCUUGUUGAUAUCCGAUGCGCUGGUUCUGCAGUUUACGCAGUUCUAUAAUGAUCUCGCGGCGUCCAUCUCGGAGGAUGGAACACUACUGCAGCCACAGCGUUUAGAAUGGCACCGGUUAAAACACACACGGUUGUGCGCGUUAGUCCAACGCGUCGAUUCCAUUUUUUCGCCGUAUGUGUUAAUCGGGCUGGUGUCUGGGAUGUUCGGUGUCCUGGCGCAGGUGUUUGUUAUUUAUGAUUUCCUGAAACGCGGGGAUAUGGGCGUAAUUACGGUGCUGAGUUAUGUGUACUGGAGUCUGCUGAAUCUCAUACAAGUGCUGGUUAUAUUGUGGUCGGGAUCAAAGGUUAAUGUGGCGGCACUGUUGCCUCUUGCCAAAUUAUACGAGAUCGACCAGCGCACACUGACGGUGGAGCAGACGCAGCAUUUAACGGUCUUCCUGCAGAAAUUAGCCGGAUGCCAGACGGGCUACACCGCACUGGGAAUAUUCACUAUUGACAUGACCACAAUUCUUUCGUUGGCCGGUUUCUAUUUCACCUACCAGAUCCUACUCUUCCAAAUGCAGAACGACUCCUCCCUCGGAUCGCAGCUUCAUUUGCUCAAACUGCCGGAUGAUAUUAAAGAGGGAUUACGUCAGUUUCUCAAUCUGACGCGGAUUGCCCGCGCAUAAGCCGACAGAUGCUUAAUUAAAUUUUCGCUAUUUUAUUUGUAUCAAAAAUUAUGUGCGCUUAAUUACUCUAUGAAUGAAGUACUGUCUCUCGGGUUUUUCCCUUUUUUUACGGUAGAUUGUGAUGACCGAGGAAUAUUUACUUUGAAAAGUCAAUUGCGGUCACAUUCGCAGAAUGUAACUAAUCGGAUGAAAUGCUGUGCGAGAAACGAGGAACGACGGGAGGACUGCAUUCCCGACUGAU
Paramacrobiotus metropolitanus is the source of this 1887-nucleotide messenger RNA. RefSeq lists its product as uncharacterized. The transcript has 3 exons. NCBI's taxonomy places the organism in Eukaryota, Metazoa, Tardigrada, Eutardigrada, Parachela, Macrobiotidae. The coding region runs from base 69 to 1646 and encodes 525 amino acids. Gene Ontology annotation, biological process: sensory perception of taste. Gene Ontology annotation, cellular component: membrane. The record is from RefSeq and is a predicted model, not a curated record.